Molecule: messenger RNA, 1964 nt
Organism: Thunnus maccoyii (southern bluefin tuna)
Lineage: Eukaryota; Metazoa; Chordata; Actinopteri; Scombriformes; Scombridae
Gene: thyn1
Product: thymocyte nuclear protein 1
Exons: 8
Coding region: 99-788 (229 amino acids)
Cellular component (GO): nucleus
Source: RefSeq, a predicted model, not a curated record
CUAAAUAAAUUUGUUUACGUCACGUGAUGUGGAUUUUUCCGCGGAUUUUGGUGGCUGCACGCUUACCUGACACACCACUGACCCAAAGACAGUGAGAGAUGCCUCCAAAGAAAAACGCCAGAGGGAGUAAAAGCACAGUAAAUUCAGCCAAAGAUGACCACGGUGAAACAGUCUCUGCUGCUAAGGAAACAGUCAGCAGGAAGAGGAAAGCUGCAGCUUCUGUUGAGGCUGGAAAUAAGAAAAGCAAAGAAUCAUCUAGUCCCCCACAGUACUGUCACUGGCUGAUGAAGUCUGAGCCUGAGAGCCGCUUUGAGAAUGGGAUCGAUAUGAAGUUUGGGAUCGAGGAUCUGAAGGCUUUGCCUAAUCAGACCAGCUGCUGGGACGGCGUCCGCAAUUAUCAGGCACGAAACUUCAUGAGGCAGAUGAAAGAAGGGCAGUUGGCUUUCUUUUAUCACAGCAACUGCAAGGAACCAGGGGUAGCAGGAAUCAUGAAAAUUGUGAAGGAAGCAUAUGUGGACCACACCCAGUUUGACAAGAAAGACGCCCAUUUUGAUGCAACCAGCAAACCAGACAACCCCAAGUGGAGCAUGGUUGAUGUCCAUUAUCAAAGAAUGAUGAAUCGUUAUAUUCCUCUGUCUGAGCUGAAAAAGUACCACCUGCAGCAUCGUGCUAAAGGAGGGCCUUUAAAGGACAUGGCGCUCUUUACAAGGGCCCGACUGUCUGUGCAGCCACUCACCAGUGAGGAGUUUGACUUUGUCAUGAGUUUGGAGGACAAAAAGCCACUGUGAGGAUUUGGACCACAUGAUGCUUCAUGAUGGGGUGAAAUUAUGAAGCAACAAUUUAGUGCACUGUCAUACCAUCACCCAAUGAUUAUAGAAAAUGUAUUUAGUCCACAUUACUGUAUUUCUUUAUACUUUUCUUGUUCAUAAAUACUAUUGAAUGUGUUUGUCAAAUCAUGGCUCAGAUCCACUUUUUACCCACAGCAUACCUCUGAAAGAUAGUCAGCUUGCUUUUGUAGGACGUCAGCCACUGUUGAUCAAAUAUUGACUGGAAAUAUUCUUUGGCCACAAGGAAUAACAAUCAUGAUGAGAAUUAAUGGCCGUCAAAAGAUAACUAUGCUAGAGGUUUCCCAUUCUUUUUUGCACUGUGGACCAUUUUUCUACUGACAAUCUUGUUACAAUCAGCUAUAUAUACUCUGUAUAUCAUUGUGGUCACACACUUAAAAAAACUAACCUCUCAGUAACGCAUGUAGUGUCCUCACACAAGCAUUUAUAUGCGGUAUAUAAACAUUUUAAUAAAUGGUUUUUAACACACUACAAUAUGGUUAAAGCAGAUUUAAGAACAUUUUAAGUGUUUAGAAUUUGUCAACAAUUGUUACUUUUCCUAUGAAGACAUUUUAUAUUAUUACAACUGAGUUUUACAAUGUUGUCAUUCAUUAUCUGUUUAGAUAUCGCCACUUAUGGGUACCCACAGGAGGAGUUACAGUUGUUGACAAGGACAUUAAUAAACACUUAUAUUGGCUUACAACUACACUAGUGUUUUUUAAACCAUUUAUUAACGGUUUAUAUCCUGCUUAUAAAUGCUAAAUAGGACUUAAAAUGAAGUGUUACCCUUUAGUUAAAUCAGAAUAUUGUUGGUGUGGUGACAGGAAGUGAUGAUGAUUACAGCACAGAAUGUGUAAAGUAAGUUCAAGGUAAUUACUGCAAAAAACACCCUGUAGAAUCUUAUAAAGUUAUGUAAUAAUUAUUCCAAUUUUUUGACAAAUCCUAUAAUUUCCUUGCUACCAAAUGUUCUGAGGCACAGUACCAGCCCACUGGUUGGGAACCUCUGGUCUGUACUAUUAAAGAUGUUAUCCAUUAGAUCCUAAUUAUUUUUAAAUGACCUGACAUACAUUCCAGAUUUGUGAUGUUUAUAAUGUAAUUGUUCAAAGUGUCAUUAAAGUUUUGAUAGAGUCAGUUUUCAAA